Messenger RNA from Alternaria atra, 1941 nucleotides. RefSeq lists its product as uncharacterized. The record is from RefSeq and is a predicted model, not a curated record. Lineage: Eukaryota; Fungi; Ascomycota; Dothideomycetes; Pleosporales; Pleosporaceae. The transcript has a single exon. Bases 1 to 1941 code for a protein of 646 amino acids.
AUGAGCUCUUCGCCAAAGGGGCAGGCAGCCGGCAAUGGAGGCUUUCGUUGGAUUACCGGCAAUAAGCCCGACGAUUUUAAAACGAAAGAUGUUAUGCAAGCUGUACGUCAGACUGCUAUGGGUAGUUAUCUGAAGACCGCAAAGAGCCAUGCCGGCGACAAACCCAGAGCCAACAGUGAAACCUCGGACAAGUCACGCUCAAGCAUUGGUAGUCAAGGCGGCAUGACACCCCGACCUAUGAAAACACCGAAAGGCAAAGGGAAAAGCGAUAGCGAGAAGAAGAGCUUGUUGCCCAACAAACCUUCGCAGCCCAAAAGCAAUGAUCAGAGUACCUCAAAUCCUGGUACACAGGUAGCGCGCCAAUCGACCCUUCCCCAGAGACCCAUCGUUGUCCCUAUAAUGGCUGGAAUCAGAUAUCCGUUCGAUCUCUACCCGGUGCCACCUUUGUUCUCUCUCGGAAAGAGCCUGGAUCCUUUCGGAACUAUGUUUCAAUCAAGAGAUGCCCGCGUCAAUGUGGAGGGAUUGAAGUUCAAAUGUGCCAUCUACUUCGGUACUGCAGGUCUAGGAAAAUACUGGAUCCCUGAAUGCCUGCGCUACCCUCACACCUUCCUAAGUACCCUCUACAUGGCUUCCGCAUACGACGACGUCAUUGAGAACCGCCAAGUAGAGAGUUUAGAAACAGCAGCACUGCGCCAAGAUGUUAUACAUUUCGUGAGUGAACAUCUUACAAAUAGAGAGCAGUGUGUGGCGGACCACAAUAUCAUCGCAGUCAGCCAACUGAUACUGGGUACUGUCAUUAGCCGAAUGGAUGCAGGUUUACGCUUCCACCAGGACGGGAUCGCAACUAUGAUCAGGCAGCGCGGUGGGCUCGGCAAGUUGGGCGUAAAUGGCCAAUUAGCAUCCGCAGUCUCUUGGGCAAAUCUCGCGACCGCAGUGUUACGGGAAGACAAACCAACUCAAAUGUACUUCGAGUACUGCACUAGUCGGUCGACGAAGAGAUACCAUGUUGACGACGUGAUACCGGAAUCGCCAAUCUACCAGCCGCACGGCAAGUACGUAACGCUCGAGAGGUCGACCAAAUGCACGAAGAAUGCGCGAAAGCUCCUAGACGACAUCCGGACGAUGAUGGAGGUGUUUCUUGAUACUCAGGGCUCGAGCCGUCCGAGUGACAUAUCCAAGCUGGCAAAUCUUCACAAACGCAUCAAUCGGUAUCCUUCUGGCUUGAAAGAGAAUGACUGGAGAUACGAAGCAAUCCGCCUUACCGCUAAGAUCCAGGCUCAAGCCAUCAUCGACCACAUUCCACUAUCAGCGGCGCUUAAUAGGGUGCAGUCAUCCGAGGUACAACCGGCAAUGUACAGCCCCUCGAUAGCUUCACGGUCCAAUGACUCCAUCUCUUCAACAAUUGAAAUCCAACAGGUAACCCCUGUUACCGACUGUUCUGAAAGUCCUACCUCUGGUUCAUUCGGCGAGUUCUAUUCACAGCAACAGCUCGGCUUUCCUUUCGGCCACCGGGCUUCAAAUUCUUCAACACAAUCGCAACGUCCCUCAUUUAUGUCAGUACAAUCAAGCUCACCAGACGCAUCUCCUCGGCAAUGGGUCUCUGCACCCACGUCUAGUAGAACCUCCAUCCUCCAACAAGUCCGACACGCCCUUGAGAAAUCCGGUAUUUCAGAAUGCUGGUCCGAUAUGGCUGGUGUACUGUUGUGGAUUGGACUAGUCAUGGGAGCAGCAAGCAACAAAAGCGAUGAUAAGAUCGUGCGAAGAUACUUUUCUGCAACGACUAUAAGGGCAUGCAUCAUGCUUUGCUUCGAGCAUCCUGAAGCGAUACAUUCGACGAUGCUGAAAAUGACGGAGGUCGUCGGUGCGUUGAGUAAGAAGCCUGGUGAUGCGCAACUGGUGAGAAAAGACAGUGCUGUGUCGAGGAAGAAAACGAAAGUUUAA